This is a messenger RNA of Phialemonium atrogriseum, 696 nucleotides long. RefSeq names its product putative hsp70 nucleotide exchange factor fes1 protein. The transcript has a single exon. NCBI's taxonomy places the organism in Eukaryota, Fungi, Ascomycota, Sordariomycetes, Cephalothecales, Cephalothecaceae. Gene Ontology annotation, cellular component: endoplasmic reticulum. Gene Ontology annotation, molecular function: adenyl-nucleotide exchange factor activity. The coding region runs from base 1 to 696 and encodes 231 amino acids. The record is from RefSeq and is a predicted model, not a curated record.
AUGGACCGGGGCAUGAGCGAGCUCCUCAAAUGGAGCAUCGAGAACACCGCGGCGGCCAACGGCACAGCCCCCAACGAAGGCUCUGAAGAAGCUCCAGCACCGGAGCGAACCCUCAACCGAGAGGCCCUAGCCGCGCUGAUGGGCGGCCCGAGCGACGCCGAGCUGAUGCGGGCCGCCAUGUCGGUCAUCACCGACACGGACCCGUCCAUCAGCCUGGAGAACAAGAUGAUAGCCUUCGACAACUUCGAGCAGCUGAUCGAGAGCCUCGACAACGCCAACAACCUUGGCCCGCUGUCCCUGUGGGCGCCCCUGAUCCUGCUCCUCGAGCACGACGAGCGCGACCUGCGCCGCAUGGCCGCCUGGUGCGUCGGCACCGCCGUCCAGAACAACAGCCCCAGCCAGGAGCGCCUGCUGGCCAUGGGCGGCAUCCCGCCCCUCGUCCGCCUCGCCGUCGCCGCCGACCACGCCGCCGACCCGGACUCGGAGCCCGUGCGCAGGAAGGCCGUCUACGCCCUCAGCUCCGCCGUGCGCAACUACCAGCCCGCCAUGGACGCCGCCGCCGAGGAGCUCGCGAGGCACGGCGCCCACAGCGGCGAGAAGGUCGACGCCACCAACAUGGAUGCCGUCGACGAGAUCAUCGAGAGGUUGAGGGAGCGGCGGCCGGCUACUGCUGCUGCUGCUACGGCGCCGGUAUGA